Messenger RNA from Nylanderia fulva, 1052 nucleotides. The record is from RefSeq and is a predicted model, not a curated record. NCBI's taxonomy places the organism in Eukaryota, Metazoa, Arthropoda, Insecta, Hymenoptera, Formicidae.
UUUAUUAUCAGCUUUAUUGUAAUGUUCUAUAAUCAUACAGAUUAAUUUAAUUAUCUUAAUUACAGGUCAACAUUAAUUACUGAUUUUCAUUAGUAGCAACCAGACGUUUUCACAAGUAACAUCGCAAUAUCGAAGAAGAAAGAAUUAUUAGCAAUAAUGCAGGAAGAUCUUAGAAAAGAAGUAAAAGAAUUAGACGGGAUGGAAGUUUUAACUUUAAAUAAAGUUUUAAAUAAUAUUCAAGUUUUCGAUUCAACUGUUGAGGUAGUAGGCUUUGUAGACGGUAUUGAAGCCUCACGUUAUGUUGGCGACAAGAAACAAUAUAAAGUUUUUAAAUUUUAUAUUAAUAAUGGCGAAGGGAGGCGAGUACAAGUUGUCGUGUGGAAUGACGAUAUUACACCCGUAGAACCACAUGUAAAAUUAAACCACAUUAUUCAUUUAGACGGAGUGCAGGCUCGUACUCCUAAAAUUUCAUAUAAUAACGGCAAUGUGCCCUACGAGCUACAGAUCCAGAGUAAUACAACAAUCUCCAAUUUGGGGAAAUAUAAUAUGGAACGAACCAAUUUAAUCGAACCGGCUGUGGAGUUUUGUGAUGUAAUGAAUACAUCAUCAAGAGUCGCAUUAGAGGGCUAUAUAAAGUCCAAUUUUGGACCAAUUUAUAAAACUAAUUUGAAUAAGAAAAUUGGAUGUGGAUCCAUCACUGAUGGGUACUUUAAAUUAGAAGUACAUAUUACAAAUUUUGAAGAAAACGAUUAUGAACUUAUGAAAGGAGAUAAAAUUAAAGUAAUUGGCGAGAUGCAAUAUGCAAUUGAUCCACCGUACUUUUCAGUACAAAGUCUAAAAGACAUUAAGAAAUUAGAAGAGCGAAUGUCUUUGACUACUAUAAUAAAUGUUAAUCGCACGUUAAAGAAAAAGAAAUUUGAAGAAAAUUCAUCACAACAGGUAAAAAUUAUAUCAUCAUUAAAAGUAAUAAGUGUAAUCGGUGUGUGUGUACAAGGUGAGUCAAAAGUAUGUUUAAAAAAUUUGUGUAUUCUUGCAUAAAAAGGAACAAGCUC